ACCCAUUCAUGAAAUUAGUUAAGACUAGUAGGUGAACUGAACAAACAAUCACUCCCUUUGAAAAAAAAAGUUAUCUUCAUUUCACUCUUGUUUUUUUCUUCUUAUGAGGCAUUAUUUUUCCCAGGAAAUAUGGUAGCGUGGACCAUAAACCGUGCAUCACCGUACCACGUCAUCAGCGUGCAUCUGCACUACCCCACUACUCCAUUCAAAGAAUUUGUUAAGAUGACCUGAGGGAAGAACGAGGACAGAGUCAAUUGCUUGUGUAGCAAGUGUGUGUGAAUGAGAGCAACAAUACAAGAUUUGAGCCAUAUUUUAUGGUUUCUUCGCCAAGAAUUCAGAUUUUCCAUCUGGGUUGGUUCAUUUUCGGCUCUUGGGGGGAUUGAAAUGUGAUUUUGUGAAUGCAUUUCAUAUGCAAUAUUAUAUUGCAAGUCAACAUGGCCAUGUUGAACAAUUCUAAUACCACCACACAAUCACAGAGCAUCCAAAUCCAAGCACAAGUUCCACAGCAAAGGCUUCCGUUCACAGUCCCCAUCAAGGCACAAGUUUCAAACUUUCCCGAUAGAACAACGGUGGCGCGUCAAGCGGCAAGAAGGGUUUUCCAGAUUCUGUUUUACUUGUAUUUUUUCUUGGUUGCAGUCUUGGUGAUUUUCCUUGUCAUAUAUGGUCUUGUCUCUGACGCUCACACCCACCAUUUCCACCCUCAGAAAUGGUAUCCCCCACUUCUAGCUUCAACAGCAUGUGCUGGACUUGUUGGUUUCACAUGGCAAGGCAUCACUGCACGCCAAUCCACAAGGGUAGUCAGGUUAGCAUUUUGGCUGAGUCCCCUGCUAACAUGCGCAAUGGGAAUUAUGUUUAUAUGCAUUGGCACUGCAGUGAGUCUGGCAGUUGGUGUACUUGCUUUGGUUUCUGCACUGAUCCAAUCCCUCUAUGGUUGUUGGGCCAGUCCCAGAUUUGAAUAUGGCACCAGAAUCUUGUCAGUUUCCAUAGCUUUUCCUCCAAACAAAACCCAGGGGCUAACCCUUUAUUCAAUCCUCAUUGGACUGCUUUACUGCUGUUUCCUGGUGGCUGGGAUUGGAGGAGCAAGAGCCAUUGAAAACAGAACCAAACUAUCAGCCUUUUUCAUCUUCUUGAUCUUGCUGAGCCUAGGAUGGACUAUGCAGUUUCUGAAGAACGCAAUGUAUAUCACAAUUUCAAGGGUCAAGUAUAUGGCUUUUUCUGGAGGAGUUGACAUGGACACUAGAAUUGCAUUUUGCGACACAAUCAAACACUUAACUGGAUGUGUUUCCAUGGGCUCGAUCUUGGUUCCCAUCAUCGUGCUCUUCCGGGGUUUUGCACGAGCCACAAGUCUGGUUGGAGGAGAUACAGAUGAGUUCAUGUUUUCCUGUGUCAGUUGCUAUAUGGGGAUUGCAUCUCUUCUUGUGAUCCGUGGGAACCGAUGGGGUUUUGUGCACGUUGGAGUUUAUAACAAAGGGUUUGUGCAAGCAUCUUCUGAUACUUGGGAGAUGUUCGUUAGAGUUGGAUUGGUAGAACUCAUAGACUUGGAUCUCACUGGAGUAUUCUGUUUCCUUAGUGGGGUUGGCACAGGUGCAAUAUGUAGUCUAGUUAGUGGAAUUUGGAGUCUUGUAAUGCACAAGAGCUAUGCCACAGAAGUGUCCAUUUAUGCUUUCCUCAUUGGCUAUUUCAUGUGUCGAUUGGCCUUAGCAUGGGCACAAGCUUGCGUUGCAGCUUACUAUGUUGCCUACGCAGAAAAUCCACAGAGCACUCAUUUUGACUCCACUAUUCCAGUACGCUUGGAGCAGCUUAACAGAUCUCAAGCUCUGCAAAUAUUCAGAGCUGAUAAUUUCAGCUGAGGCUAAGAACAGUAAACCAAGUUAGCUCAUUCAACCCAAGAAUUGGAAGGGAAAUUUUGUGUUGUAUAGAAUGGUUUCAUUUGAUUGUAGUCUUGAAUUAUGAUAAAUCUAACUGAUGGUUCUUUAUACA
Vigna angularis (adzuki bean) is the source of this 1980-nucleotide messenger RNA. RefSeq lists its product as uncharacterized. Gene Ontology annotation, molecular function: transmembrane transporter activity. The coding region runs from base 399 to 1850 and encodes 483 amino acids. NCBI's taxonomy places the organism in Eukaryota, Viridiplantae, Streptophyta, Magnoliopsida, Fabales, Fabaceae. The record is from RefSeq and is a predicted model, not a curated record. The transcript has 3 exons. Gene Ontology annotation, biological process: transmembrane transport. Gene Ontology annotation, cellular component: membrane.